Periconia digitata is the source of this 2443-nucleotide messenger RNA. NCBI's taxonomy places the organism in Eukaryota, Fungi, Ascomycota, Dothideomycetes, Pleosporales, Periconiaceae. The record is from the annotation of a GenBank genome assembly.
CCCUGCCGCCCUGCCACCCCGCCAAGACUUGGGCCUGAUUGAUGCGACGUCUAAUCACCACGCUUCCUAUCCCUCUGUUACCCAUCCAACAAUUGUAUGCACUCUCGCCGCCUCCGCAUCGGAUAAUGGACAUACGUUUAUUGUCUGCCGCCGACAAACAAUCAUGACCGACGUCGAGUCGGCUACGGUCAAGCUCGCGGAGCUGCUCCGGCAUCCCGAGGACCUCGAGAAGAUCCCCGCCCUCAAGGCCGAAUUCACGCGCAAGAAGGCUGCCGUCGAUGGCUUGCUGCGAGUCGGUCUGCGUGAGCAGCUUGAGGUGACACAGGCAGGAAUGAGCAGCAUAUCGGAUGGCCAGCGAACCGUCAAUCUGAUCAAAGAAGAGAUGAUGAAGAUCGACAAGCUGUGUGCAGAGGCGCAGAAUAUGAUUCACGACUUUCCUCACAUCAACUUGGUAGCCCAGACGCAUAAGAACUUUGAACAGGUCGAGACCAUGAAGCGCGAUAUAGACACAUUUACGGAACGCGUCGAGAAUCUUGAGAAUUUGUUAGCUGAAGACGAUAAGAAUCCGGUGGACCAACCCAAUCUGCUCGAGAUACAUUACGGCCUGACGCAAUUGCGUGAGGUACGCAGUCAAGCCAUUCGACAGAUUAAAGCCUCUGAGGACGUUUCCAUGGAGCUCAUGGACAAUCUCACCCUCGAGUCCGGCGUCACGGUCAAGGAUCUUUUUGCUCGCUUGGAUGAAGUCAUUGACUGGUUCGAUAACCACAUCGGAGAGGCGUGUAUCAACUUGAUCGAUCUAGUGCAGACCGAAAACAACGGCAUGGUGGUCAGAUUGGCAUUGGUCAUUGAAGAGGAGGAGAAAUCGGACACAAAAGCCCAGGCUCUUCAGGAUGCACAGCGAGAAUACAAGGACCUAGCAGCUCGCUUCAAGUCUAUCGCUACAGGAUCUACCGAAUUACGCGGCUACAAAGACAAGUUCAUCCAAUCAAUUGAAUUCGUGUGUAAAGCCAACUUCGACCAAUCAAGUGAAAAGUUCCUCGAAGACCCAGAGAAGGUGUCCAAGCAUUUCAGAUGGUACUUCAAUAAUCUACAAGCGGUCAAAGCUGGCAUGCAGACGCUCAUGCCCAAGAAAUGGAAAAUCCUCAAAACGUAUGUGGAUAUAUAUCAUAAGCAGAUGCACGAUUGGAUCCUCAGUCUGGCCGAUGAUCAAGAGUUAGGAGCCCCCUACCUACUCAGCAUCAUCAACUGGGUCGACAAGUACUAUUCCAACAUGAAGAAACUAGGGUUCUCAGAAGAAGACCUGCAACCUCAUGUCGUUGACAAUCGCAUUCCUGAGCUUGUUCGCAGUUACCGACAACUCAUCAUCGAUCGUGUUGAGGAAUGGAUGGACAGAAUCGCCUCGAGCGAAAAGAAGAUGUUCGCAGAGCGAAACCAGGAUGCACUUGACCACAACGCAGAUGGCUACCUCCAGACCAAGACCCUGGGAGAUAUGUGGACCAUGUUGGGACAAAAUCUUUCUGUGGCUGCCAACAGUCAACGUACAGAUGUUGCCGAGGGUGUCAUCGAAUCCAUGUUUCGUGCUCUUACUUCGCGGCAGCGAAUGUGGCAGACUUUGGUGGAAACAGAAAGGGCGAACUACUCUGGAGUCAAUGCUACCUUGGAGGGCGUUACGGAAUUUCAGGAUUGGCUUAUAUCCAUUGCAAACGACCAGAUUAUCUGUAUCGAUGAAUCUGUGGAGAACUCGACAUCGUUCCUCGGAAAUUUCGAGCGCGACAUCACACCUCUCAUUUCACAAGCCUAUCAACCGAAUAUGGCCUCCCAGAUCGAAACCCUCAGGAACAAUUAUGUUGACUUGGCGACACAAUGUAUCCAAAUCUGGUGUCAAACCAUCUUCUACUCCGACUUCCGCGAGGUCAUCAAAAAGUUGUUUACCCCUGAAUGGUAUGGCGAAAGGCACAUGGAACAGAUGGUCAUCACCUUUUCCGAUUAUCUCGCCGAUUACGAGAACUCGGUGCACUAUUCUGUCUUCGAUAUCCUCAUCGACCAACUCGCCGAUGAACUGCUUGUUCACUACUUGACUGCCAUUCGCAACAAAGGCGCCAAGAUCAAGCGCGCCGAUCCCUUUGUCGAUAAAAUCCGAGACGACUGCUUCACAGCCUUUGAGUUCUUCAACAAAUACCCAGGCGGGCCUGAGAUCAAGGAAAGAUGGCGGGUUAUUCAGAGUUUCCUCGGUCUACUGUCCGAUGACAAGCAGAACAUACCGCAGGUGUACGAGCAGUUCAAAUACACGUAUCCGGAUCUCCAAAUUGCAUGGGUGGAGGCAGUUCUGAGGUGCAGAGAUGACUUUGAGCGCAGCAUGCUCAACGAUGUAAAAGCAAGAGCGGCAGCUGUGGUCGUCGACCCCGAUCAGCAAAUAGAGACCAUCAUGAGUCGUGUCAAAUAG